Rotaria sordida is the source of this 1406-nucleotide messenger RNA. NCBI's taxonomy places the organism in Eukaryota, Metazoa, Rotifera, Eurotatoria, Philodinida, Philodinidae. The record is from the annotation of a GenBank genome assembly.
AUGUACUAUACACUGAUCAUUUUGUUCUAUUAUCAUCAAUCCCUACUGUUACAUACAACAUCAGCUUCAUCAUUAUUAUUUACGCUUAAUAAUGUUCGAUAUUUAUUAUCUGAUCGUAUUUUAACAAUACCAAAAUUAGGUUCUUUACGUGGAAUAUAUAUAGAUUAUGAUAAUGAAUAUAAUGAAAAAUAUAAUCUUGUUAAUGUUGAAGCAUAUCUUGGUAUACAAUAUGGUUUAUAUCAUGAAAGAUUUGAACCAUCAAAAGAACGAUUUAAUUUACAUCCAAAUACAAAAGUUAAUAAACAAAUUGAAUUUGGACCAGCUUGUUCACAAUAUAUAUGGAAAAAUGAAAGUGAAUUAAUUCGAAUACGUACAAAAAAAUUUGCACAAGAAUAUUAUCCAAAAUUAUUAAAAUUUAUUUUAAAACAAAAUGAACAACAAUGUCUUUAUAUGAAUAUUUAUCAACCACAAAUAAAAAAUUUAAAAGAACGUCUUCCUGUACUUCUUUUUAUUCAUGGUGAUGGUUAUGAUAUGAGUACGGGUGCAGCAUUCGAUGGAGCUAUAUUUGCUAGUUAUACUAAAACAAUUGUUGUUACAAUCAACUAUCGACUUGGUCCCUUUGGAUUUCUUUAUAUAUCAAAAGACAAUAAAGGUGAUUAUGCAUUACAAGAUAUAUAUACAGCUUUACAUUGGCUCAAAAAUUAUGUGACAAAUUUUAAUGGUGAUCCUGAUCGUAUUACAUUAUAUGGAACUGGAUCAGGAGCUGUAUUAGCUAGUCUUGUUGUUAUGCUUGAAACUGUUAAUGGUGGUACAGGAAUAAUAAAACGACGAAAAUCACUUGUUCAUCGUCUUAUUUUAAAUGAACAAACAUUUCUAUCACCAUAUAUGACAUCAACAUUAGAAGAAAUAUCUUCUUAUCAAUCAAAUAUUCUUUCUUAUUUAUCAUGUUCAACAUUCGAUUGUCUUCGUAAUCAAAGUAUAAUAAAAACAAAUGAUUUUUUACAAUUAAAUACAUAUUCAAAUGAUAAUCGACAUAUGAAUUAUAUAUGUCCACUUGAAAAUCCAUUUCCAUUUUAUUCAAAUUUAUUAAUUAAUAAUGAUCAUAUGAAUAUAUUACGUUUAAAAUUUUUUCAACAAGGUCAUCAACUUUUACCAGAAAAUCUUUCAAUAUUUUUAACAUCAUCGUCAUCAAUUCUUCGAACAAAAUUACCAUUACAAAUCGAUAUGAAAAAUUCAAUUAUGAAUAAUAUUAUUGAAUAUUUAUUUAAUUAUGCUUAUAUUAAAUGGAAUAAAACAUCAAAUCAAUUUGAUUUUGAUGAACAAACAUUAAAUUAUCAUCAACAAAUUAUUGCACCAUUACUUCAAUAUGUUAAAUAUAUAUCAAAUGAGAGAAAAAUUUUUUUUUU